AUGAGAAGAGGGGGAGGUAAUGAUAAGCGAUUUUUGAGGCGUUCUUUUAAUAGAUCGUAUUAUUAUAAGAAAAAUGAAAAGGAAAAAGUAGAAGAAAUAAAUAAUAAAAAAAGCAAAAAUUUUGAGAGAGAAGAAGAAGAAGAUGAAGGGGAUGAAGAAGAAGAUGGAGAAGAAAAGGAAGGUGAAGAUGAAGGAAAUUCAGAAGAGGAAGAAAAAGAAAGAAAAAAAAAAAAAAAUAAAAUAAAAAAUAAAGAAAAAAAAGAGUUUCUCGAUGAAGAAAGAGAUGUAAUAAAAAAUUUAGAAGAAAGUAAUGAGAAAACUCAAGACAAAAAUAAUAUAAUAUGCCCUUUAUGUGUGGAAGUACUUGAUGAAACAGAUAGAAAUUUUUUCCCUUGUGAUUGUGGAUAUCAAAUUUGCUUGUGGUGUUUGUAUUAUAUAAGAGAUCAUAUGAGUAACAAAUGCCCAGCAUGCAGAAGAAGUUAUAAUGAGAAAAAAUUUAUUUAUAACAGAGAAACACAUGAAAAAUUAUUUAAAAAACAGAAAAAUCAACAUAAAAACAAGAAUGAAAAUACAAAUUUAAGUAAAUGUGAUUUGUAUAAAAAUGCAAAUAUAUAUAAUAUUCAUGAAUAUGAUAAUUUAUUAGAAAUAAUUAAAGGAAUACGAGUAGUUCAGAGGAAUCUUGUUUUUGUUAUUGGUAUUACAGUAGCGUUUGCAAAAAAAACUAUUUUAAAAAAAAGUGAAUAUUUUGGGAAAUACGGAAAAAUAUUGAAUAUUAUAAUAAAUAAAUCACAAGCAUAUAAUCCUCAUUAUAAUGGUCCAUCCUUUAGUGCUUACAUAACUUAUAGUAAUGAAAAAGAAGCAAUUAAUGCUAUUUACUUUAUAGAUGGAAUGACAUUAGAUAAUAAAAUAUUAAAAGCUUCAUUUGGUACUACUAAAUACUGCUCUUCUUUUUUAAAAAAUUCUUCUUGUAGUAAUGAAGAAUGUUUUUAUUUGCAUGAACUUGGAAACGUGGUAGAUAGCUUUUCAAAGGAUGAUAUACAUGGACCGAAACAUUUAUAUCAUGAUCUUUUAUAUUUUUAUUUUAAAAAAUUACCAGAAAAAAAAAAUGAACAGAGCUAUGACUCUUCUAAUAAUUUAACUAAAUAUAACAAAAGGGUUCCCGAUUCAAAUAAGAAUACAAAAAAUAAUGCAGUUGAAAUUAAAAAAAAAAUAGAUAGUAAUGAAGAGUCAAUAAAUAAUAAAAAAUAUAUUUCAAACAAUACAGAAAAUAAAAUGGUUUACAAAAUUUAUAAUGAAUGGAAAAAAAAAAGCAUUGAAAUCGGUAAAGAUAAAUAUGUUAAAAUUGAAGAGGAAUUGGAAAAAGAAAAAAAAGCAGAGAUAAAUAAUAAAAAAGAAAAUAUAUCGGAAGAGAAAGUAAAUAUAAAAAGUGGCACGAAUGAAGAUAUAGAAGAAGAAAAUAUAAAUAAAAACAAAAAAAAAAAAAAAAAAAAUAAGAGUGAAGAGAUCUUAAACAAUGAUUUAAUGAAAUAUAGUAACAAUAAUAAUAGUGCUAAUAAUUAUAGUAAAGAAAAAAACUAUUUGAGCUCUCUUCAAAAUCUUUCAAACGUUAAGGAAAAUAAUAAUAGUAAAAAUGAAGAAAAGGGAAUUAGCAAAAAAAAUAAUAGCAGUGAAAUGGAAGAUACCUAUUAUCUAGAUGAAAUUUCUGAAAAUUAUCCACUAAUAAACGAUGUGAGAUUUGAAAAGGACAAAAAAAAAAAGAUGAAAAAAAAACUAGAACAAAAUAAAGUUGAAUAUAUGAAAAUGAGAGAAAAAAAUAAAUUUAAAGAAAAAGACAAAAAUGAUCAACAAUGUAAGGAAAAUAAAGAACAAAAGGAGAUAAAAAAACAAAAGAAAAAAAAUAGUUAUAAUAAUAUUAUAGAUAAUAAUAAAGAGGAAAAUAAAAUUAGUGGAACGAUAAAGGAACAGGAAGAAGGUAAUGAACAAGAUAAAGAUAUUAAAAAAAUGUAUUAUAAAAUAGAUAACUAUUUCAAUGAAUUAUUGGAUAAAAACAAAAAAAGAGAACAAAAAAAAACAUCUAUAGAUUAUAUACAUAAUGAAAAAAGAAAAACUAUAGGAAUAGAUAAGAAAGAUAUAUUUUGUGUAGAAUAUAAUGAAGAUAUAGAAAAAUCAAAAAAAAAGGAAGUUACGAACUUAAAAGAAGGUGAUAUAAAACAUAAGAAAGUUAAGGAAUAUGAAGAAAGAGAAAAAAAAAAGGGAAAAUUAAAAGAGGAUAAAGUAGAGAAAGCAGAUAUAGAAAAAAAAGAAGCAGAAAAGAAGCAAAUAUGGGAUGAUAGUUGUAUAAAAGACAAAAAAGAUAAUAAUGAAGGAUUUUAUGAAAAAAAUAUUUACAAAGAUAAAUAUAAAAAAGAAAAAUGUGAUUAUGAUGAAGAGAUAAAAAAAAAGAUAGAAAAAAGAGAUAGGCAGUUUGAAAAAGAUGAAGAGGUAAAAAAAAAAGUUGAAGUAGAAGGUGGUAAAGAAGAAGAUGGUGAUGAUGAAUAUGAAGAAGAUGAAGAAGAAGAAUUUUAUGAUGAUGAAGAAGAAAUUAAGGAAGAAUAUGAGGGGGAAGAGGAAGAAGAAGAUGAAGAUGAAGAUGGAGAAAAAGAAGAAGAGGAAGAAGAGGAGGAAGAAGAAGAUGAGGAAGAUGAGGAAGAAAAAGUUGAAGAUGAAGAAGAGAUGGAAGAAGAAGAAGAAUAUGAAGAAAAUGAGGAAGAUGAAAUAGAAGAAGAGGAAGAAUAUAUAACCGAAGAACUAAAGGAAGAGAGGAAAAAAAGGGAAAAGCAAGAAGAUAAUGAAGAGAAUAAUGAAAUUAAGAAAAGGAUAAAUAUUGAAAAUCUAAUAAAAAUGAAAAAUAAUGCAAACACUAGUCAUGAUGUAAUUGAAGAAUACAUAAAAAAAAUAAAUAAUAAAGAAAAAAAAGAAAAUGUAGAAUUUGAUACCUAUGAUAAUAUUGUGAAUAAUUAUUUUAAUGAAAGUGAAUGCUUAGAGAGUAUAGAUGAAAAAAAUAGGUACUUAGAAAAGAAUAAAAAAACAUUAAAAAAAAAUGAAAUACCUAAUGGAGGAGAGUAUAUGAAAAAGAAGAAUAAAGAUGAAAUAAAAAAAAAGAAAAUAAAAUUAGAUAAAGAAAAUUCAAAUACAAAACAAAUUAUAAAGAUGCAAGAAAAUAAAGUAAUUCUAAACAAUAAAGAAAAAAAGAAAAAGAAGAAUACUUUAAAAGAAAAUUUAUUUCAUAAAGAAAUAGAAAAUGAUGUAAUGGAUAUAAUAAGAGAGAUGAUGAUGCAUCAAAUUAAAUUAAAGAAUAAAAAAAAUAGAAAUAAAAAAAAUUGUGAAAAAACUGUUUUAUUCAAUGAUUUAGAAAUUUUUAUUAGGAAUUUAUGCAUAGCUAAAAGUAAAGCAGUUCAAAGUAAUUCUAUAGACAACGAUACAGUAUAUUUAAUAGAAGAUAUGGUAAAUAAGGAAGAAGACUCUGCUAAGAAAAAUGAUUAUUUAUUAUAUUCUAAUGAUGAAAACAUUUUUUUAAAGUCUAACAAAGGCAUAAUAGAAUAUAUAUUAAAGAGGAAUAGUAAUUUUAAAGGUAAGAAAAAUUUUAAUGAAAACGUACUUGAUGCAUUUAAAGAAUCAAUUAUAUCUAAAGAUGGUGAUAUGAUAACUGAUAAAAAUAAUCUAUUUGAUAAAAUUUUUAAUGAGCAAAUAAAUUUUGUUCAACAGUUAUGUAAAUCGGAUUAUAAUUUCAGUUCAUCUGAUAUUCAAUCAUGUAAUAAAAAAGGUAUAGAUAAUUUUUAUGAACAAACUAAUAACGUAAAUGAUUCAGAAAAAUCUAUGAUAAAAAGUAUACCUAAUCUGUGGGUAAAUUUUAAUAACUCUUUUAAUACUAAAGAUAUAAAUGAUAAAGUUAAUUUAAGUGCUUAA
Plasmodium relictum is the source of this 3945-nucleotide messenger RNA. RefSeq names its product CCR4-NOT transcription complex subunit 4, putative (gene NOT4). Gene Ontology annotation, biological process: protein ubiquitination. The record is from RefSeq and is a predicted model, not a curated record. Bases 1 to 3945 code for a protein of 1314 amino acids. Gene Ontology annotation, cellular component: CCR4-NOT complex. The transcript has a single exon. Gene Ontology annotation, molecular function: RNA binding; ubiquitin-protein transferase activity. Lineage: Eukaryota; Apicomplexa; Aconoidasida; Haemosporida; Plasmodiidae.